Molecule: messenger RNA, 1167 nt
Organism: Sphenostylis stenocarpa
Lineage: Eukaryota; Viridiplantae; Streptophyta; Magnoliopsida; Fabales; Fabaceae
Source: the annotation of a GenBank genome assembly
AUGAAGGAAACAGCAAGAAUGGGCCCAACCCAAGAAUCUAGAACUUACAGACAUCGUUACGAAUGCAGGAAUGCACUACAACAAGGUAGAGGAGAAGAAGCAAGCAUGGCCAAAGAUAAGAAAAAGCAAAAGGGAAUCCCAAAAAUUGAGAGCACAGAAACUCACAGGAAUAAGUGUGCAGCAUGCUUCAGACAGUUCAACAAACUGGAGCACCUGGUGGAGCAUAUGAGGAUCUCAUACCAUUCGGUUCAUGAGCCAACCUGUAGCAUUUGCAGGAAACACUGCAGGUCAUUUGAGUCUCUAAGGGAACAUCUUAUAGGUCCGUUGCCAAAGCAGGAAUGCAGAGAUAUAUUUGCCUACAAAGGGUGCAAGUUUUGCUUGAAAGUCUUUGACAGCCCUAAUUCCCGCAGGAUCCACCAAGAAAAAUGCCAGCACUCUGGAACAAAUGCUGGAAUAAUUGGUCGCUUUUCAAACUUGGGUCUUCGUGAUAAUUUGACUAUUGGUGGUGGAGCAAGAGGACCACAAGUAGUUGCAUUAGCAUGUAAAAUGGUUGGAGGUGGCAGUGAUGGCUCACUGGAUCUUUGUGCAAGAGUGUGCUUAAUCGAUGAGCAUGAGAACAUAAUAUUCCAUUCUUAUGUGAAGCCACCAAUUCCUGUCACAAACUACAGGUAUGAGACAACAGGCAUUAGACCAGAAUACCUGAGGGAUGCAAUGCCAAUGAGACAAGUUCAAAGGAAGAUUCAAGACUUUCUUUGCAAUGGUGAACCAAUGUGGACAAUUCGAACGAGGGGAGGAAGAGCAAGGAUUCUUGUGGGUCAUGGUUUGGAUCAUGACCUUGAAUGCUUACAAAUAGAAUAUCGAUCAGAAAAAAUAAGGGACACUGCAAAAUACCCUCCACUGAUGAAAACGAGCAAGCUCAGCAACUCACUCAAGUAUGACAUUCAAGUUGGAAUUCAGGAUCCUUAUGAUGACUGUGUUGCAACCCUGAGGCUCUACAUGAGAAUGAAAUCCCAAGUACAUAGAACACAGGAUUACCCUUUGGCUUCUGACCCCCAGAACAGGAACAAUUUUGCUUCAUGGAGGCAAAGUGAGCUUGAAAGAAUGACUCCUGAACAAAUGCUGGAAACAUCAAGGUCUGACUACUACUGCUGGUGCUUGGAUUCCUAG